Molecule: messenger RNA, 4389 nt
Organism: Pararge aegeria (speckled wood butterfly)
Lineage: Eukaryota; Metazoa; Arthropoda; Insecta; Lepidoptera; Nymphalidae
Product: protein VAC14 homolog
Exons: 14
Coding region: 142-2340 (732 amino acids)
Biological process (GO): phosphatidylinositol biosynthetic process; positive regulation of kinase activity
Cellular component (GO): PAS complex; endosome membrane
Source: RefSeq, a predicted model, not a curated record
AAGGGGACAAAUCAAAACACAACAAGUUGUCACUUGUCACUGUCAGUGUCAGUGAUUGUUGAGGUUAUAGUUCUCGUUUAUCCAAAUAAUUAUUUACGAAAUACAAAUAUUUGUCUGUAAUUUAAAUGAUACUCUAAUAAAAUGACCGAGCGAGACUAUGCCCCGUUAAGUGGGGCUUGUGUUCGCGGACUAUGCGACAAAUUAUAUGAUAAAAGAAAGUUUGCAGGCGUCGAAAUUGAAAAAAUGGUAAAAGACUUCAGUGAUGCUAACAACACAAAUCAAAUCAAACGCUUGAUACGAGUCCUGGGCCAGGAGCUGAUGUCAUCCACAAACCCCAAUGUCAAGAAUGGUGCUCUUAUGGGCCUCUCUUCAGUUGCUGUUGGUUUGGGAAAGGGAUGUGAUGUUUACGUCGGGGAGUUGAUCCACCCCAUAGUGGCCUGUCUCGGCGAGAGCGAAGCGCGCGUCCGCUACGGCGCCACUGAAGCGCUGUUCAACGUGCUGAAGGUGGCCCGCAGCGCCACCGUCACGUACUUCCCGCUGGUGUUCGACGCGCUGGCCCGGCUGGCGGCCGACCCCGAGCUGCAGGUUCGCAAUGGCGCCGAAGUGUUGGAUAGACUUGUUAAGGACAUCGUGACGGAGAGCGCGGCGCUGGAGCUGGGCGCCGUGGUGCCGCUGGUGCGCGAGCGCAUGUACACGCGCAGCGCGGCGGCGCGCCAGUUCGCCGUGGGCUGGCUGUCGGCGCUGGACGCCGCGCCCGCGCUGGGCCUGCGCCGCCAGCUGCCCGACCUGCUGGACGGCCUGUUCACCGUGCUGGACGACCCCAACCCCGAGAUCCGCCGCAUGUGCGACGUGCAGCUGAAUGAGUUCCUACGCAGCAUCAAAAAGGAGCCGGCGGAAGUGAACUUCGAAGCCAUGAUCAAUAUCCUCAUUACUCAUGCGCAGUCCACGGAAGAACUAUUGCAGCUGACGGCGGUGUCGUGGCUGAAGGAGUUCGCGGAGCUGAGCGGCGCGCGCGUGCUGCCCUUCGCCUCGGGCGUGCUGCUGGCGGCGCUGCCGUGCCUGGCCUACACGGACGAGCCGCGCAAGAAGAUCCGAGAGACCGCUGCGACUGUUAACCUUCAGUUAACGAAACUAGUGUCCGAGAUGUCGGAAUCUCGCGCGUCUUCCGAGGGCCCUCCUACGAACGUCCCUCCGGUUGAAGGUGCCCCGACGAAAGAGACCCCAGCGGAAGGCCCCGUCACUGAAGGGGCGGAGGACGAAGGGCCUCCUCGAUUAAAUUUGGAAGCGGUAGUGGGGGUGCUCACUCAGAUGCUGCACCACAGCUCCGUGCACACCAAGGUGGCCGCCUUGGACUGGAUCCUGCACUUGUACAACAAGUUGCCUUCCGAGAUGUACCUGCAAACGGAGCUUGUGUUCGUGAGUGUGGUGGGCAGCCUCAAGGACGCGGCCGACGACGUGGUGCGGCGCGCGCUGGCCGUGCUCGCCGAGAUAUGCUCCUGCCCCUCGGCCCCGGCCUCCGCCACCGCCGCCACCACCGCCACCACCGCCACCGGCGCCGCAGCGGACAGCAGCGUGGAUCUAGAAUCGAGUCCGUACUACCACAAAUUCUUGAAAGCACUUUUGAGAUUGCUCGCUGCUGAUGAAAAUCUUCUGGAGGACCGGGGAGCUUUUAUAAUAAGGCAGCUGUGCGUGCUGGUGGGCGCGGAGGCGGUGUACCGCGGCGUGGCGCAGGCCGUGCGCGGCGAGCGCGAGCUGCGCUUCGCGGCGCGGCUGGUGGACGUGCUGGCCACGCUGCUGCUCACGGCCGCCGAGCUGCACCACCUGCGCCUGCGCCUGCGCGCCUUCCGGGACCCCGCCGCCGUGUCGCUGUUCCGCACGCUGUACGCGUGCUGGUGCCACAGCCCCGUGGCGCUGCUGGCGCUGUGCCUGCUCACGCACAACUACCGCCACUGCGCCGCGCUCAUCGCCACCUUUGGCGAUCUGGAAAUUACAGUUGAUUUUCUGACAGAAAUAGAUAAAUUAGUACAACUAAUUGAAUCUCCAGUAUUUGCAUACCUGCGGCUGGAGCUGCUGGCGCCGGGCAGCGCGGAGCUGCGCGCGGCGCUGUUCGGCCUGCUCAUGCUGCUGCCGCAGAGCGACGCCUUCCACGCGCUGCGCCGCCGCCUGCACUGCGCGCCGCCCCGCAGCGACGCGCCGCCGGACAGGCAGGAGGCGCGCGCGGACGUGGACUUCGACGCGCUGCUGCGCGAGUUCCAGCGCGUGCAGGCCGCGCACCGCGACUACAAGACGCUGGAGCGCCGCCUCAGCCGCGCCAAGCUGUUCGAGCGCGCGCACGUCUAGCGCCCCGCCCGACACCCCCCACCAUGUUGCUGGCCUUUAACGGUUAUUAUCAUUUUAGAGAUGAUAACCGGGGCCACGGCUUAAAGUGCUCUUCGAAGCGCAGAGCUGCUGACUCUCUAGACGAAACAAAUCCAAACCCAGCUUCUAAGUGGAGACUCAGAAUUGCUGAGACGGCGUAUACACCUACUGCUAUAAUACUAGAAGUAGCGUCCGCUGCAUUCGCUGGCCGGUAAGAUCCGAACGCUACCUCCACUUUAAAACUAUAGCAGCUAACGUACACUUGCUACCAACACUACUAUGAACUUUCAUAGUGCGCCCGAACAUUCAUGAUAGACAAGAGGGCGUUUAACAAAUCAAAUUAAGAUGAAUAUGACGUCAUCCCCCAAUAAUCAAUGGUCGCUAACGAGGGAGGAGAUCAAUCUCAUUCCAAGGGCGUUCGGAAAAAAGGUAUCCUUUGCAUUCGGUAGCACUGUGAGAUUUCAUAGUAUUUUUUAUGUUUACAAUUCGUAAAAAAAAGUGUUGUACAUAAAAGAUUAUAUACUAGAUUUAAUUUGUUGAAAUAUAUGUAAUAAUGUUGAAUUAAGUUUUUUACAAUGAUUUUGUGUUAUUAAGAAUAUAAUAUAGGUAGAUAAUAAGAAAGCAUUCCAAGGUGUAUACAAGUACGCUGCAAAGUGCCCGCAUCAUCUCUUCAACAGUGUGGACCAAUUUAUACCACGAUUGUCCAUUAUCAGUGGCGUGCACUGGGUUUCUUACCAGGGUAUGCAUACAGCAGGAAAAUUGCACAAAAUGGCAAAAAUCCGGGCUAUAUUUCAAUUUUAGGGUAUGCAGUGCUUUCGUGCAUGUAUGAAAUGCACGCCACUGUCCAUUAUGUAUUUUGUGACGUCACCUUUGACAAGUGUAUCGAUCUCAAGGUCGUAGAGAAUCAUGACCUUCCGAAAUGUAACUAAUGCCCGUUUUCACUAACCUAGGAAACGCUUAAAUCGGAUUCCUAAUAAUUUGGGCGAGGCGUAAAGAAAAACGUUUCACGAACUCUUGUAGGAUGUCUAACCACGUAAGGCGCUGGUUAUAGUUACGACACCAAAUCGGCGGAUAGUAAAGUUCAGGAGACUCUAAGACUGACAAUUGAGAGAUUUAAAUUUUGGUUAUUUUUAAUAAUCUUAAGUCCAUACGGAAACUGAAAAUUAUGAUAAAUAAUACAUACACGAAAUACCACAUUUUGCGGCAAGAAUGAUAGACAAGUAAGGUUAUAUGAGUUGCUAAGUGAACAUCGAUUGGUGAAAGGUAAAUGUAUGCCUAGGAAUCUUCUAUGAUUAGACGUUACCUACUUAGACAUUGCCUUCGUUAUUAGUGAAAAAAGGCGUAAGUCGCGCGGCUCUUUGCAGCUAAUUGAAAUGCACCAUUAUGCUGAACUGUACCUAAGGCUAUUUUUAAAUAGUUUGAAUACAGGAAACCAUGUAAAUAGAUUGUAAGACAUUAUAUAAAUUAUUUGCACAUUCCAAUGUUAGUUUAACUCCCGAGUCCCCCUCUACCUAAAUGUCUAUAGAAGGUAUAAUAAUUUAUAAAUAUUUCAAGUGUGCCACAAAAGGAUUUAAAAUAAUAGUUCAAGGCAAGAUGCCUACGUACUAUUAUAUACUAUACAUAAAAACUGAUACAAAAUAUUUAUUAUGCAGAAACGGUAAAACAACCGUGGUAGUAAAUAUGUAUUGCUAGCAAAAACCUUAUUAUAAAGAAGUUAGUGUAACACCUAGUGACCUCUUCUAUCAUUCUGGACUAUGAUUAACAAGUAUCAAGUUGAAAUCGUGUGGAAAAAAAUAUUAUGUACCCGUCACUAUAGAGGUGCCUUCGAAAGUGUUCUGUAACACCAUAACAUAAAUUUGGCUCGUAACUCGUUGGCCGUCACGUCUCGCUCCGGAUUCUAGCGAUACCAUCACUCGACAUUACGCUGCGACCUCACCCCGUACUAUUCAUUCACAGCACCGCGAGGAUAUACUUGCUUAUGGAAUGGAGGGAGCCUAAAAAAGAUGACUUCAAUAAAACAAGAACUUAUUA